AUUUAAAAUUUAUCGAUAAUUGAAAUCUCAGUUAUAAUUUUCAAAUCAAUCAACUUUUGUGACAUUAAUUUGUUUAAAAUGUCUAAAACUGAGACAACAACUGAAGCAAAGACAUCAUCAAAGACAGAGUCGACACAGGAAUCAAAACCUGAGUCAAAGUCUGAAACCACUGCAAACCCAUUGGACACAACUCAACCAAAAACUCCUUUAAACUCUUUUGAAGGCUUAGUCUUUGGUUUGGGUAAUCCAUUGCUUGAUAUUAGUGCUAACGUUGAGCCAGAGUUCCUCAAAAAGUAUAGUCUUCUGGCAAAUGACCAGAUUUUGGCCACAGAAAAGCACAAGAAUAUGUGCAAAGAUAUGAUUGAGAAAUACAAAAUGGAUUAUUCUGCCGGUGGAUCCAUACAAAACACUCUUAGAGUUAUGCAGUGGUUCUUUCAGAAAGUGCCAAAUGUUGCCACUUAUAUGGGAUGUAUUGGAAAUGAUGGCAACGGAAAGAUUAUGGAAAGUGAAGCAAAAAAUAAUAAAAUAAAUGCUAUCUAUUUGGUAGACAAGACUGUGUCAACCGGUGUCUGUGCGUGUCUUAUAACAGACAACGGAAAGAAUAGGUCACUAAUUGCUUAUUUGGGCGCAAGUCUUAAGUUUAAUAUCCAACAUAUGCUAACUAAUUACCAAUUCGUCCAAAAAGCCAAAUAUAUCAUAACUUCUGGUUAUCAUUUGACUGUCAGUUUUGAGUCAAUCAUGAAUUUGGCCAAACAUUGUGAAACCAAUGAUAAAAUAUUUCUAUUUUGUUUGUCCGCUCCAUAUGUCUCAACAAAACACUCCAAAGAGUUGCUACAACUUUAUCCAUACAUUGAUUACUUGUUUGCAAACGAGUCCGAGAGUCGCGAGUUCUCCGAAAUGAUGAAUUGGUCGACACAUGAGAUCAAAGAGAUUGCAUCACUAAUGGCUGAUAAAGAUAUCGAAAAGAAAAAGAGAGGAAGAAAAGUGAUUAUAACUCAGGGAAGAGCUAAUGUUUUGUUGGCAUAUUCUGGUGAUCCACACAUCAAAGAGUUUGAUAUAAUAAAAGUGUCGCAAAACAAAGUGAUUGACACCAAUGGAGCCGGAGAUGCAUUUGUCGGUGGCUUUUUAGCCCAACUCAUAUGCGACAAAACCAUUGAUGUCUGCAUUAAAUGCGGUAAUUAUGCGGCUUCUGAAGUCAUUCAACAGUCUGGAUGCAAAUUUCCAAAAGUAAAUAAAUUUAAAAUCUAA
This is a messenger RNA of Oppia nitens, 1248 nucleotides long. RefSeq lists its product as uncharacterized. Lineage: Eukaryota; Metazoa; Arthropoda; Arachnida; Sarcoptiformes; Oppiidae. Gene Ontology annotation, molecular function: adenosine kinase activity. Gene Ontology annotation, cellular component: nucleus; cytosol. The record is from RefSeq and is a predicted model, not a curated record. The coding region runs from base 79 to 1248 and encodes 389 amino acids. Gene Ontology annotation, biological process: purine ribonucleoside salvage. The transcript has a single exon.